CAUGUGUUAGAGGAUGUGCACGAUGGUAAGAACUGUAGAGAAAACACCCUGUUACAGCAAGCACCAUCCUCUGUGUCAAUCAUACUAUAUCAGGAUGCUUUUGAGGUUGCAAACCCACUUGGAUCAGGCAAGAAGAAGCACAAGCUCCUUGCUGUUUACAUGACACUGGGUGAAAUACUGCCACAUAAUAGAUCCGCUAUAGACCCUGUGCAGUUGGUGCUUCUUUGCAGGGAAGUUGAUAUUCGCCAUUUUGGCCAAGAAAAAGUAUUUUCUACCCUAGUAGAUGAGCUUAAGGAGAUUGAGGAGUCUGGCAUUACUUUAAACAGUGGUGUGACCUUGCAGGGGGCAGUGAUAGCAAUCGUAGGUGAUAACCUGGGAUCACAUUCUAUUGGGGGAUUCACAGAAAAUUUCAGCAGAAGCAAAAACUUUUGUCGAUACUGCAGUAUAGAUAGAGAAAGUUUUGAAAGAGAGCCCACAAAGCUUGGCCCAGUAAGGACAAAAGAAACCUAUGAAAACUGUGUUGAGGAGUUGUCCAGGGGUCAGGAAUUCAUGAUUGAGGGUGUGAAGUUUGACUCAGUUUUCAACAAACUUAAACAUUUUCAUGUGUGCCAACCAGGCCUUCCACCAUGCCUAGGGCACGAUCUUUUUGAGGGGAUUGUUUCCAAUGAUCUCGCGUUGUACAUUGAGAACCUGGUGUCUGUGGGAAAACACUUUUCGUAUACUCAGUUGAACAGAAGUAUAUCUAAUCUGAAAUUACAAGGAAGUGAUGCCAGUAACCGGCCAUGUGAUGUAAGGCCAAAAGGGCAAAAGUUGGGUGGGAGUGCUGCUCAUAACUGGUGCCUAUUGCGGCUUCUCCCAAUUCUUAUUGGUGAUCGAAUAAAGAAUCCCCUGGAAGACCAAGUCUGGUUGUUGUGCCUUAAACUUAGGGAGAUAGUGGGGCUUAUUUGUGCACCCAAAAUCCAUGCCAACCAGGUGGCCUAUCUUAACAUUCUAAUCAGGGAAUAUCUGGACUCUAGAGUGUCUCUUUUUCCAGACAAAUCUGCAAAACCAAAACACCACUACCUUCUCCACUAUCCAGACCUUAUCUUAAAAUUUGGUCCUCUCAUUCGCCUCUGGACAUUGCGCUUUGAAAGUAAGCACACAUAUUUUAAGCAGUGUGCACGAAAGCUCCGCAACUUUAAGAGUCUCGGUAGCACUCUGGCAGAAAGGCACCAGUUACUACAGGCCUACCUGCACAGUGGGAACAUUUUUGCUCCCGUUCUCCAAAUUGAUCAGGCAAAUGCAUUUGAUAGUCAAAUCUACAAUGCAGCGAUUCAGCAAGCAGUGACCUGCAGGGGGUUAACAAAAGACACCACAAUGGAAACAGCAAGUGCCACAUACAAAGGCACCACAUACAAAAAGGGCAUGACUGUUGUUCUUAAUCUCAAUGACAGUGGCUAUGUGCUGGGUAAGAUUGCUCUAAUAAUAGUCAAACAGGAAAAGGUGUAUUUUGUUUCGGAAAAAUAUCAGUCAGUUCCAGUUUUGGACCUUGGGGUGCACUGUCUACAACAUAGCUGUGAGACUCAGUAUGUUUGUGUAGGUGCUGACAGUCUUGCUGACUAUUACCCGGUGCCUGUAUAUAGGAGGUUUGAUCUCGAUCUUGCUGUUCUCCACCAUUCUGUCUGUUUAGGUCACGAGUGAUGGAGGACAUCAUACGUGGCACCCUCCCCCAUAUUGAUGACGAGACUCACGGGAGACUUGUAGAAAGUCUCUCUGCAAUGGGUCUGAGGGAGGCAGACGACAUGAUGUAUAUCAGAGAAGAUGACAUAAAAGACCUGCUGUCAAUUGUUGAUUGCAGGAAACUUCUUCACAAAUUCAGCAACAGAGGUAAGGCAUCAUUUAUAGCAAAAGGGUCACUCUUGAGAAAUACAGUGGGUCUGCUGUCUGGCCACGUCGCUGGCAGACCCCUUGUCCCCACUAAGGAGGACAAGGGAAUGAAUCAAAUGUAUUCAUUAUUAAAAAAAUAAAUAUGAGAAAAACAACACAAUAAUACUGACAGGAUCUGUAUGCAGAGAUAUCUUGUUCGCCUCGAAUUGUGACCCGUUUGCUAUACAUUAUCCCACUUACUAGAUGGCUACCAACUAAAUUAAUCAAUUAAUUGAAACAAAAUUAGAUUUUAAAUGUAAAUAUUUUAUAUAGAAAUUGUAUAUCUUAAAAGUUGGUAUUCAGAGAAACAUUAAACUUUAUCUGUACAUAAAGGCAGCCAACAAAUGACGACUAUGAGCCAUCAAGACCUCUCACAUAUACUGACCCUGACACCAGUCUCAGAACUGGAAACAACAGUGCAGUCCCCCAUGAUUCCAGCUGGAAACAGCAACUGGACCACAUUAUUUAGAGUACCCCUAGAGAAGUGUAGAGCCAGCCUCCGGAGAAAGCUGAAUGAGAAGGAGAAGCCCGAUAUCUCGGACAGGAGACAUGGUUAGAAUGAUGGUGGAUGAAAUGAGACAGCAUUGCCUAAACCCCACCCUCAGCCAGUGUGCAUUUAUUGCAAAAGGCAUCAUAGAAAAAUAUCCUAAUAGCCUUCAAGACAGGACAGAAGAGGGAGAAAAGAUGGGGAGUGGCCACUACACGCUCUGUCAGCAGCUGAAGUCCAGAGUCGACAAUCUCAACAGAAACAACACUCUAGCUCGAUUGAGAAAAGAGAGAAGGCCUGCUGUGACUCCUGCUGCCACUGCUGGCAACACUGAGCCAGCCAGAAAAUGUGCCAAAACAGACUCAUAUGGCUGCAUUAACUGGCAGCCAAUCGUUCUCCCAGAGGGAGAAACGAAGGAGUCUCUUCUUCAUAAAAAAGAGGAGCUCAAGCUCAUUUUCAGCCACGAGGGCCAAAGAGGAGCGGACAGGGCAAGAGUAGCAGAACUGAUGGAGACUACUUUCGAGACCCAACGGCGCAAUAUAAACAUGCUGCCAGCUAUGCAGGAACUGAUUAAAGA
This is a messenger RNA of Gadus macrocephalus (Pacific cod), 2969 nucleotides long. RefSeq lists its product as uncharacterized. The coding region runs from base 160 to 1680 and encodes 506 amino acids. The record is from RefSeq and is a predicted model, not a curated record. Lineage: Eukaryota; Metazoa; Chordata; Actinopteri; Gadiformes; Gadidae. The transcript is spliced from 2 exons.